GGAGAUGAUUUUCUAUUACAACAAUGCAAGGUCAUAAAACACUCUCUUCUUCCCCACUUUCCAGACAAUUGCAACACGACUUUCCCAGGGCCCUGAUUUUCAGCACGGAUGACUUUUUCUUCAGGGAAGAUGGUACCUAUGAGUUCAAUCCAGACUUCCUAGAGGAGGCUCAUGAAUGGAACCAGAAAAGAGCAAGAAAAGCAAUGAGGAAUGGCAUAUCCCCCAUUAUUAUUGAUAAUACCAACCUCCACGCCUGGGAAAUGAAGCCCUAUGCAGUCAUGGCACUUGAAAAUAACUAUGAAGUUAUAUUCCGAGAACCCGAGACUCGCUGGAAAUUCAACGUGCAAGAGUUAGCCAGAAAAAACAUUCAUGGAGUCCCAAGAGAAAAAAUACACCGAAUGAAAGAACGGUAUGAGCACGGUGUUACCUUUCAUAGUGUGCUUCGCGCAGAAAAACCAAGCAGAGUGAACAGAAGCCAGGACAGGAGCGGUGCAUCGCCUUCCAAUGGGACAGGAUACUGGAAUACCUACGCAGAGUUUCCAAACCGGAGGGCUCCUGGGGGCUUUACACAUGAGAGCCCCUUUAACAGAAGAGGCGGUUAUCACCAUGGAUAUUAGAGGCUGAUCUUACAGGCAGAGUUUUCCUAAAUCAGUUUUUACUUCGAUUUUUGGUAUUUAUUCUUUGUUCAGUUUUAGUCAGAGCUCUAAUUCCAGUGUAAAUAGUCGAACCUGAACGUUUUUGAGCAGAAGUCAUCAUAUUCAUCUUCAACAGGCAUUUGUUAGUGAUGCUCUAUGCAUGGCCUGAUGCUGGGAGUUCUGCAGGUUUGGUUAGACCAAGUCACUCUUUCUAGGAAAACAAUUAAUUUGAAGAUGAAACCUGAGAAACAUACCCAAGAAUGUAAUCAAUUAGUCACAUAGGUUCAUAAAUAAAGUGUUUACAGUAUAUAUAAUAAGCUUCAGUACCACUUUCUCUGAAGUAAUCUAUUUUUUCAGGAAUUCAUCUCCAUCAGGAAAGUUGGAAAGAUGGGAGAAGUGAGAGGCAGGAAUAAUUUUAGUACCAUUGCUACUUUUUAAAUCUAUGUAUCCAAAAAUGUGAAAUAUAUGGCUGUAAUGAUGAUAUUGAUUUUCCUUUAAAAUGAAUAUACUAAGAAGUAUACAUCUAAAGGAAUACUGUCCUUCAAAGUAGACACUUUGGGAAAUUAUUCCUUUAUUCUAAUGACGUGUCAUUGUUAAAAAUGUCUGUCAAAUCCUUCUUAAUAGCUAUACCAGCUACUGAGGAAAAUCAGUGUCAUUAUUUGAAGUCACAAUUUUAGUUUUGUGUUUUAACUACCACUCUAUUGAACAGGAUUAAACCUGAAUAACUUUUGGCUGUUGUGCUAAUAGUAUAAAUAAAACAAACCUCCUUUAUAAAACAUCAAUUUUUAAGAUGAAUCAUUAAGCAACUUUUAAAAUUUUGCUUAUAAGUGUAAUUAGUAGGCAGCCCCAAUGUUUGGGAGUACAAGGAAUUAAGCAUCCCAGGAUGUAAAUUACAGAGGGAUAAGAUGAGCAAUGUUGGUGUUUUAUAUGACAUCAAGACAAUGAAGUUCUACCACAACUCUGGAAUGUCCCUCAAGCCAAUACUGAAUUUGUGAAUCCAAAUUAAAUCUGAAUAGAGGAAUCAGAUUUUGUGUGAGACCCAAAAUAGAUAAGAACAUGUAGGAUGUAUGCUUUAUUUCUUGUUGGCUAACGGCUUCUCGCUAAUGUUCUGUGAAGUAUUUUAAAUGUCUUAUAUAAUGGUGCUUUUAUGGUUAUU
This is a messenger RNA of Myotis lucifugus (little brown bat), 1791 nucleotides long. RefSeq names its product NEDD4 binding protein 2 like 1. NCBI's taxonomy places the organism in Eukaryota, Metazoa, Chordata, Mammalia, Chiroptera, Vespertilionidae. The record is from RefSeq and is a predicted model, not a curated record. The coding region runs from base 24 to 617 and encodes 197 amino acids. The transcript has 4 exons.